Messenger RNA from Podarcis raffonei (Aeolian wall lizard), 2522 nucleotides. RefSeq names its product ataxin 7 like 2 (gene ATXN7L2). The transcript is spliced from 11 exons. NCBI's taxonomy places the organism in Eukaryota, Metazoa, Chordata, Lepidosauria, Squamata, Lacertidae. The coding region runs from base 41 to 2392 and encodes 783 amino acids. The record is from RefSeq and is a predicted model, not a curated record.
GCCGCGGCCAGCGGGGAGGGCUGCGCGUUCCCGUGCGGUGAUGGCGGUGCGUGGACGCGCGGCGGUGGUAGCAGCAGCAGCAAUGGCUGCUGUGGAUCGGCGGCUGCCGAAUCUCGAUGACUUCGCGGGGCAGAGCUGGAGCGCCUGGGUGGAGAGGGCCGGGCCGCCCGCUGCCGAGACAGGGUCUGAUGUGGAAGAAAACGGUAGGAAUGGGAGCAAGAAGCUGGAUGCAAUGACCCUCAUUAAAGAAGACAUGUCUAUCUUUGGUCACUGCCCAGCUCACGAUGAGUUCUACCUGGUGGUGUGUAACCACUGUGGCCAAGUGGUCAAACCUCAAGCCUUUCAGAAGCACUGCGAGAGACGACAUGGACCUCCCAGCAAGCUCUAUGGCCGGGUGCAGACCUCUUCAAAUUUACAAAAGUGCCAUGCGGUCAAUGGGCGGUCUCUUGCCAGUGGAGGUCAUGGAUCCACCAAGUCCUGGCGGGAGAGGUCCCAGGGCUCCUUCAGUCAAGCCCAGCACACGCCUGAGAGGACAGACAAGAUGUCAAAGGACAACCUCUGUUUGUUUGUGCCUGUUGUGAACCUAGAGAAGAUCUCCAGCCUUCCAAAGUCAGACAGCGAUGGGAUCAAGGCCCCCCCAAAGCUUUCUGACACCCCUAGACAGUCUUCUGCCAGCUCAAAAGAGAUGCUGGGCAAGCCCUCCUUAGUGGCAUCACCAAAAGAACCCCUAACGUCAGCCAAGGCCAGUGGCAACUCCAUCAUACCCUCUGACAGCUUGAGCAGGAAAAUGGAGAAUGCUCCUGCCUUGGGAGAGAAAGAGACUGGUGCUGUGAAAUCCCUGAAGAAGAUGCCACGGAAAGAAUGUGACCUAAACAGGCAGUGUGGGGUGGUGAACCCCGAAACCAAGAAGGUUUGCACUCGGUUACUGACCUGCAAGAUCCAUUCUGUCCACCAGCGCCGUGAGGUGCAGGGCCGCGCCAAGGACUUUGACGUCUUAGUGGCCGAGCUGAAGGCCAACUCCAGGAAAGGCGAGUCCCCCAAAGACAAGAGCCCAGUGAGGAAGGAAGCGCCUUCUGAACGACUCUCGCAGGACUCCUCGUUACUCUCACAGCCAUCGCUGGUCCUGCCCAACGCCUCUCUUUGCCGAAUAAAGCAACCCUACUCCCACUGUGCACUUUCCAGGUCUAGGGUUUCCUCAGAGAGUGAGCCCGAUGACCUGCCUACCACCUCUAGCGAAGUCGACCAUGGGCUCUACCCUUUUCCAGCACCCAAGAGCACCGGCCGGGUUUCGAGCGAGGAGAGUGAGGAUGACGCAGUGGAUGAUUCCCGCAAGGUGGACUGCCAUUAUGCAACGCGGUCGCCACGCCCCCAGGCGUUCUGCACUUUCGGAAGCAGGUUGGUGAGCCCUGGAUGUUACGUCUUCAGUCGACGGCUGGAUCGGUUCUGCUCUGCACUCAGUUCCAUGCUGGAGAGACAUCUCAGCUCCCACAUGUGGAAAAGGAUCCCUCCCGCUGCUGACCAUCCAAUUCUGUCCACACCACCCCCUGUUCUUCUGGGCUUCUCCACAUCCAGCACUUCUCAGAACUGCAGCUCCUCCCUGGUGUGUAGCCUCCCCCACAGCCUCCCGGGCAGGACCUCGGUGUCUUGCGCGGCUUCAGCCACCGUGGCCUCCAGGGACAGCCGCAGCCACCACAGCAUGAACUAUGCAGUGGGGUCGCCCCACGCUGCAGCCGCCUGCAGCCAGUCAGACUGCAUGGGCGGGAGCCAGUCCAUCACCUCCCCACUCCCGGCCAACACCCCUUCGCCGUCCUUCAGCAAGUUGCCUUUGACCAAGGCCAGCAAGUCCUCCAAAGCCAAGGAGGCGGCGGCUGGCGGCGUGGAGCCAGAGGCCUUGGCCCGGAAACGCAAGCAGUCUCCUGGGGCCCCCGCUAGCCCUCCGUACAAACAGACCUGUUUCCUUGAUCUGGGCAAGAGCAAGGCAGCUGGCUGCCAGGUCUCCCACCCGCCCGCCAAGGCCAAGCCAUCCAUGAUCUCCUCCUCCUCGACUCUUUCCCUGAAUGGAACCGUCUCGGCCGGAGCCAGGAUUAAGAGGGUCAGCCAUCUGGACUGCAGGGCUCCCAGCCACGUCCCAGUCAAAGCGUCGCAGCUGGAGAACCGGGCCUCCUCGCUGAAUGGGCCAAAGGCAUUGCAAGCCAACUGCAUCUCGGAUGAGGAGGCCAAGCGACGCAAGAAUACAGCCACCUACUGUAGGCCGAUGAAGGCCAGGCACUCCCCCUCCCCCUUGCCUUCCUCUUCCUCCUCUGACUUGGGUGGCUCUGUCCGAAGGAAGAAGCCAGUUGUCUCCUUGGGAUUUGAGGAGAAGCAGAACACAAUGAAGUCAAAAGCGCAUUAACAGCAAGUGCCUGCAUUCUGCAGAAGGAGCCAACAGCCUGAGAACUCUGCCCCGGGUCCGACUCAAAGCCUCUUUGCUUUUUUUAUAACUUUAUAGUAUUUUUUUAAAGGAAAAAAAACCCUCUAAAAUA